AUGGAGAUAGUUUAUGCAGAGAUGAAAAUAUUAAUACUUUUAAUUUCAAUAAUAUCGAUAAUCAAUCAAGUGAAUGGACAAACUACACAAUGCAAGGAUGCAUUGAAACCAUGGUUUGAUUUAACUAGAGUUGGUAUUAAAAUUUCAUGUUUUUUAAAUGAUGGAAAUAUUCUUUAUGCAAGAGGUCAAGCAGCUCAAGAUCGUGGUGUAUUUAAAGCUACAGGUUCUUAUUCAUCAGUUGAGAGUAUUCAGGAAGGAUGUUUAGGGGGUAAAGAUCAACCAUUUGAUAUAAAUCAAACAAAACCAUUAUUUUUUGAUUAUUCAAGUUUUCAAAUCGAUUCUGAAGGUCAUGUUUUUAUGGUUCCAGUUGGAAGACCAGCAGUCGAUGUUUAUGUAACAGAGUGUAGAGGAAAUAUUAUGGUUGCCUUUACUACAAAUGGUAUUUGUACGUACCAUUUCUCAAACAAGGCAUAUACCAAUUUGGGAUCAGAAAGUUGUCAAGACCCUAGAAAUGAACCACCAGUCAAUCAAAAGGCCGCCACUUUUGAUACUACUUUAAAUUCAGAAUGGAAUGAAAAUGGUAAACAUUAUGGAAUGUUUUCAAGUAUAAUUACCAAUACUGGUAAAGUCCCAUUCCAAGGAGUGGUAUUCUCAGCCGAUUUGGAACUCCGUGAUCCAUCAAGUAUCUAUAGUGCUGUUGCCAUUGUCAAGGGUCAAUGGAAACUACCAUCCUAUGUCCAAAGUAUUCAAGUAGGUUCUACCUAUCAUUUUUCUUUUAUUAAAGAAGGAAAGGAAAUUCCUACUUUUAGAAUUGAUUCAUUCUAUUAA
Cavenderia fasciculata is the source of this 828-nucleotide messenger RNA. RefSeq lists its product as uncharacterized. The transcript has 3 exons. NCBI's taxonomy places the organism in Eukaryota, Evosea, Eumycetozoa, Acytosteliales, Cavenderiaceae. The coding region runs from base 1 to 828 and encodes 275 amino acids. Gene Ontology annotation, molecular function: carbohydrate binding. The record is from RefSeq and is a predicted model, not a curated record.